CACACCUCGCCCUUCUGCCCCCAUGAGUCUCCGCGACUUUGCACAUGAGGCGCUGAUGUUUGACUGCCUUAUUAUCGGUUGGCUGUCCCCUAUGCCUGAAGACUGUUCUGUUUUAUGCUACCUCCCCUGUCUAUUUUCCUACCAGAUACAAAACCAGAACUGAUCCAUCAAGAUGCUUCAACCUCCGGUCGACUCGCCCCGGAGGCCACUUAGUAUCAUGACCACGGCCACAUCUGCCUCAGCCCAGGAUAAGUCAGGUGUGACGUGGUCGAAGAGCGUGAACGAAGAAAACGCCUGGGAGGACCUGAUCUUGACCCUCGAUGGCGGAGGUAUUCGAGGCUACGCCAGCCUACUCAUCCUUCAACGGCUUAUGCACGAGAUCGCCGAAUGCGAAAAGCGAUUACAGGACGAGGAAGGUCCGGUCGCAAACAGCCAACGGCGCACCUUCAACGAAGACGAGCUCCUACCAUGUCACUACUUCGAUUACAUAUACGGCACAAGCACUGGUGGCCUAAUAUCCGUACUGCUUGCGCGACUGCGCAUGACAGUUCCCCAGUGCUUGGAGUUGUACCGUGCAGUUGGGAACGAUCUCUUCGGCCAUCGUAGGAACAUCCUCCCACUAGCGACUAAAUACCACCACAAGCCGUUAGAGAAAGCUGUGCAGAGGAUCGUCAAACAAUAUUGCAAACACCAUGGCGAUAGCUGCAAUGGAAACGAUUGGCACCCAUGGAACGUUGACGAAGACGCAAAAGACGAAGGUGGUUCUUCAUCGUCGAGCACUGACGGGCAAACAGAGCGCAUAUGUCAAUCAAUCUGCCUUACUGCAACACAUUCCGGGCAAAUAUCGGAGGCUUACCUUCUGCGCACGUACGACCACCGUUACGACCCUGACAUCGCGCCGCCGUGGGUGACGCCAUACAACACAGGCGCAGACAAGCUGAGGAUAUGGCAGGUCACCAGGGCCACUUCUGCCGCACCAUUCUUUUUCAAGAUGCUCGAAGCUGACUUUGGAGGCACAAGGGGGAAGAUAGGGUUCAAAGAUGGUGGGAUUCGUGAGAACAAUCCCUCGUAUGCCGCCUAUACAGAACAUCUUUCCCUCCGAGGCGAAGACCACGAACCAGCCAUACUGCUGUCGGUUGGGACUGGACGCCCAGAUACUCAGCACGAUGGUUUCGCAGCAGUUUGGCCAGGCCCUUUUGGCAAGGUUCCGCUGGUCAAGAAGUGGUCGGAAAAAAUCGCAGUUUUUAAGAACGUUUUAAUCAAGUACACCGAAGGAGAAAAUCGGCACAAGACAAUGCAGACAAUUGCGCGAGGAGAGCAUCGGUGGUACAAGCGGCUGAAUGUUGACAAAGGCUUGGAAGAUAUGCCACUAGAUAGCUGGGAAAAAGGGUUAUGGAAAAAUCCCCACACAGGAGAAACGAAGCAAGUUUCCGGCGGAAAAACGCUAUCGAAGAUGGAGACGGUCACCAAAACCUAUCUGGAUCGAGACGAAGUAAACAAGUCCGUUCACGAAUAUGCCCCGCCAAAAGUUAUGUUGCAACAGGUUGCCGAGAGGUUGGUGCGGCACAGGAGGAUGAGGGAAGCUACUAAACAAGAGGACUUGAGGAGGUGGCAGACGCACAUGGGCCAGUGGCUUACCGGAAGCUUAAAGGAAGAGGACACGAUGAUAGUAGUUGAGGAGAGGAAAGGAUCAAAGCCUUGAUACCACCUUGCUCGUUCAGGAUGUUGACACACUCACAGUACCAAGAAAGGAGAUCUCUCCUCCCACCUCUUGCUAGAGUCACGAGAACAGUCAGAAGUGUGGCGCCUGGUGUCUUGGAACAUCACCCUGGUUGGCCAAUCUCGUCCUACUUCUUGUUUCACUGUCCAUAUUCUCCCUCUACGAAGUCAACUUGUUCACAGCCAAGGUGUUUGUCACUACGCAUUUCACGGAGCAUAGCAUAGCGGAGCAUGCAUCGGCACGGCGUCUACACCUCCUCAAAAAGGCUCUUUUUUCGUUGGCGUUUUGGUUUGGAUAUGUAUAUUAUUAUGGAUCAUUUUGGAUUCUCGAGCGACGACAGAGAUACCAUUUCUAUCAACAAUCAUGUAUCGUUAGCUACCAAUACUAAUAUCUCA
Messenger RNA from Lindgomyces ingoldianus, 2115 nucleotides. RefSeq names its product FabD/lysophospholipase-like protein. Gene Ontology annotation, biological process: arachidonate metabolic process. The transcript is spliced from 2 exons. The coding region runs from base 173 to 1702 and encodes 509 amino acids. Lineage: Eukaryota; Fungi; Ascomycota; Dothideomycetes; Pleosporales; Lindgomycetaceae. The record is from RefSeq and is a predicted model, not a curated record. Gene Ontology annotation, cellular component: membrane.